AUGAAUCCUAAUGCCAACGAAGUGAACGUCGUCGCAGGAAACCUGCAGAAUGGGUCAAAAGACCAGCAGUUUACCACACCUAAGGACCAGGUGGUACUGAAGACCUCCAGGUCUCUAUCGACUCUUGUCGUCCACGUGCUCAUAGGAUUUGUGGUUGGAGUUUCAAUUGUGUAUUCCCUGCGCAAUGGACUUCCAUUGGGCGCGACCGCGCAGCACAUAGUAUUAUGCUUGAUCGGGUUUCAGCUGAUGAUGGCGGAGUCGAUCCUGGCGCUGGCGCCUGACAGCUGGCUGUCUUCGCUGAAGCUGCGACACAAGCGGCUCGUGCACUGGGUCAUGCAGGUGCUGGGCUCAGUACUAGCCCUCGCCGGCACCAUCAUUCAAAGCCUCUCCAGGGAGGUCAACUUUUACACUUUGCAUGGACAAUUCGGAUUGGUAGCCAUGGUGUUCAGUGUAGCUUGUCUGUUCAACGGUAUCGCAUCGUUAUACGUAUACGAGUUACGAAACAUCCUCCCCGGCACUUUGUCUAAGCUGACGCACAUCUGCUUUGGCAUCAUCGCCUUCGCAACUGCCUCCAUCAGCCUUUGCUACGGGUUCGACAAGAAUGGCUUCAGGACUUGGGCUACCAGCGGUGUCGCCGACACACUCAUCAUCAUGACCGUAAUAUUCACACUUUUCAUCAUUAUCAACCCGUUCAUCACUUUCUACAAUAAAUUUCGAGCGGCCGUAUCGAAGUGA
This is a messenger RNA of Chilo suppressalis (striped riceborer), 735 nucleotides long. The record is from the annotation of a GenBank genome assembly. NCBI's taxonomy places the organism in Eukaryota, Metazoa, Arthropoda, Insecta, Lepidoptera, Crambidae.